Messenger RNA from Triticum urartu, 966 nucleotides. The record is from RefSeq and is a predicted model, not a curated record. NCBI's taxonomy places the organism in Eukaryota, Viridiplantae, Streptophyta, Magnoliopsida, Poales, Poaceae.
UGGAUCCCGCCGAGGACACCACCCUCUGGACCGGGAUGCUGUGCUGCCUGCGCCACACUCCAGGCGGCCGCGGCGGUGCUAGCGUUGCGGCUCCCGUGCCACCGUCGCUGGGUCCGCCCCGCCUUCGCCUACCUCGCACUCGCGCUCACCAUCGUCAUCCACUGCAUGUACGCCGUCGCCGUCGCAGCCCGCCUCUUCCUCGCCGACGACCCACAAGACAUGUUCAUCACGAUCUUCUGCACCGUGGCCCUCGUCUUCUUCGUGGCGGGCGACAUCAGCAGCUUCCUGGCCCUCUUCCAUGGAGGUGAGGAGUAGGACUGAGAAGCAGGGCAAGCUGUACGUAAUCGACUAGUAUAUGAUCAGACAUAUAUAAUUCAUAUGCUUAUGCAUGUCCAGCUUCCGCAUAGUCCAUGUUGGUGAAAUUGGUACUGCAUGCAGUUUAUAUACAUGAACUCAUGUUUUUUUUUUUUGCGAGGGAUAUGAACUCAUGUUGUUCCCGGUGUUGAGAACUGUUACUCAUUCAUUCUCUAUGAACCGGUGGCCGGUGUAUCAAUGUAGUCCAUGUGGGUUCCAAAUGUCGGUUUGGUCCGGAUUUUUCCACUCGUGUGAGAUUGUUUAGUACUGUACACGUGCGUGCAUAUCGAUCAUGGGUGCAAUCCUACAUGUCAGCGUGCACACGUGAUGUGCAGUCCUACAUAUCGUUAGCCAUCCAUGGUACAGACUGUAGAGGCAUACUAGCGCUGAUCUUUAGGUCGGAUCGAGCCUCAGUCUCAACUUGGUGAAAUGAUUCAGGAAUAAUGCUAACGUCGUUGUAUCACAUCCUAUGGUUGACAGGAUGUAGGCCAACUGUGUUAGGAUAAGUUGUAUAGGGAGAGGAAAGUAGUUUAAAUUGUACUCUGUCUUCUAUCCCUUCUUCUGUUCCAACUCCUGUAACCUUGAUCGAUCCUGUUACGAUCGAUCAUUCCU